Molecule: messenger RNA, 630 nt
Organism: Entrophospora candida
Lineage: Eukaryota; Fungi; Glomeromycota; Glomeromycetes; Entrophosporales; Entrophosporaceae
Source: the annotation of a GenBank genome assembly
AUGUCUCAACAACAACAGCAAAAUUAUCAACAAAUUCCUGAUGAACAAUUUCAAAAUUUCGGUCUGCAGUCUCAACAGCAACAAAUUUAUGAUCAAAAACCUCAACAAAUACUUCAGCAACAACAAAAUUUCAAUCAACAAAUUGGUCAACGAAAUUAUGAUCAACCACCACUGCAACCUUAUGUCCAACGCAUUCAGAAUCCAGUUGAACAACAGCAACUUCGACAACAUGCCCGACAACAACAGUUUCAACAAACCCAAAAUCUUGAUCAAAGUAUUAUGCCUUUUGAUAAUUCAUCAUCGAUUAUUACAACAAAUUUACCAUUUAAAAAAAUAACUGAUAACGAUAAUGACUUGUUUAGAGUACAAUCUUUACCACAACCACCACCACAACAUUACCAUCAAUUAGUUUAUAUUGAAGAGGACUCGCCCAGAUCAUCUUCACCUUCAAUCAAUAAUGGUCACCAUCAACAUUAUAAUUUAAAUCUCAAUCCUAACUUUAACGAAGACCCUUUAAUUGCUAUUUCACAUCAUAUGUUGAUGAUUAAAAAUUAUAAGAUGAAGAUCGAUCAGCAUUAUUUUGAACUAGAACAAAAUUUCAACAAGUUAAGACGUGGAAAUAAUAAAUAA